Molecule: messenger RNA, 1692 nt
Organism: Yarrowia lipolytica CLIB122
Lineage: Eukaryota; Fungi; Ascomycota; Dipodascomycetes; Dipodascales
Source: RefSeq, a predicted model, not a curated record
AUGAUCCUGCGAUUCCGGUCCAAAAAGGGCACUCUUCGAGCGGAGGCCCAGCCCACAGAUCUCUUCGAUGUGGCGUUCAAGAAGCUCACUGAAGACCUGCCAGACAUCGAUCCCGCCACAAUCACCCUUGCCACGUCACCCACAGGCAAGCAGGAACCGGCCUCUCGUCUUCUGGGUAAAACCGUCCAGAAGCUGGGGCUUAAUCAUGGUGAUAUGCUGUUUGUCAGCUACACAGACUCGGCCCCACGAGCUGCUGUGGAGGCUGUGACGGCCGAAACCGCUCCCCAAAUGACCGCGGCACACAUUCGAGACGCCACCAAACAAUUGCCUGUCGAUGACUAUCUCGAGAAACAAGAUGGAAAGAUCAAGCGACAGCUAUCAGCACUCCAGCAGCGAAAGUUUGGAUCCAGAGGUAUGGGCGAAGACACUCUUCCAGUCGACCCCUGGGACGAGGAGUAUCUCAAGGAGCAGAAGAUUAAGCAUAUGAGCUACCAUGCCUACGUCAAAAAGCUCAAUUCGCAGGCGAACAAGAAGAAUGGAGGCGGAUACAUUGCCCCCCUGAAUGUGUCGGAUUUCGGAGUGUCCAAGAGCUGUACAGGAGCCCAUGCUCCCUGGCCCGAAGGAAUCUGUUCCCGAUGCCAGCCCUCGGCUAUUACUCUGCAAUCACAGCCUUUUCGAAUGGUUGAUCAUGUGGAGUUUGCAGAGUCAGGUAUGAUCAACAGCUUUAUUGAGCCCUGGCGUCAGUCCGGAACACAGCGUAUCGGCUGGAUGUACGGCCACUACGAACCCUACGAACUUGUGCCUCUCGGCAUCAAGGCUGUUGUUGAGGCAAUCUAUGAGCCUGCCCAGAGUGGUGAGUAUGACGGUAUCACCAUUACUGAAAUUACCCAGGCAGACGGUCAGCCUCAACCUCCUCAUAUUGCCACUGCCGAGGCGUGUGGACUGGUGCCUCUGGGCGUCAUUUUCACCGAUCUGGUUGAUGCUGGCAAUGGAGAUGGUUCUGUCAUCUGCAAACGACACGCGGAUUCGUACUUUUUGUCGUCUCUGGAGGUGGCAUUUGCUGGAGCCAUGCAGGCACGUUUCCCCAACAAGUCGCGGUGGUCACCAACGUCUGAAUUUUCGUCCAAGUUUGUCACUGCCGUGAUUUCCGGUAACCCCAAGGGCGAGAUUGAUGUAUCGUGCUACCAGGUGUCUGAGCAGUGUGAGGCUAUGGCCCGCGCAGAUCUCAUCGAGCCCAGCAUCAACCCGUCGGUGCUGCUGGUCAAGGAAGCUACAAAGACACGAUAUGUUCCCGACGUGUUUUACAAGAAGAACAACGAGUACGGACGGACGGUGCUCCAGGGAGCCAACCCACAGCUUCCUGUAGACUACAUGUUGGUUACACUGACCCAUGGCUUCCCCCAGGACCCCAGGCCUUUGUUCUCAUCCGGCCUGUCGUCUUUCCCUGUGGAGAACCGAGAGCUGAUUGGAGUGACCCAGAGCCCCCAGGCACUAGGAAAGGCUCUGGACUCUGGGUCUGCUGGAGGAGCUGUUUCCAACUUCCAUCUGUUGAGCUACAUUCAGUCCAUGGGUGUGCUAUCUGCUGAGGAGUUCCAGUUGUUGGCCAAGGUGGCUACGGAAAAGAAGGAUGAGGACGUGAGUCGGUUGGUUGCCAGUGAGGGCUGGAACAAUCUACUGUUGAUCAUCCAGUGA